Castor canadensis (American beaver) is the source of this 7419-nucleotide messenger RNA. RefSeq names its product protein mono-ADP-ribosyltransferase PARP14. NCBI's taxonomy places the organism in Eukaryota, Metazoa, Chordata, Mammalia, Rodentia, Castoridae. Gene Ontology annotation, cellular component: cytoplasm; nucleus. Gene Ontology annotation, molecular function: NAD+ poly-ADP-ribosyltransferase activity; nucleic acid binding; transcription corepressor activity. Gene Ontology annotation, biological process: protein poly-ADP-ribosylation; negative regulation of gene expression. The record is from RefSeq and is a predicted model, not a curated record.
UGAAAGAGGCAAAGUUAACUUUCCUGAGUCAGGGCAGCCUCAUCAGCCCGGUGGACGAGCCCAGCAGAGGAUGGCCGCGUCCGGCCCGUUCCCGCUGCUGGUGGAGGGGUCUUGGGGCUCCGACCCCCCAAAGAACUUGAGUACCAAGCUGCAGAUGUACUUCCAGAGCCCGAAGAGAUCGGGAGGCGGGGAGUGCGAGGUCCGCGCGGAGCCCGGGAGCCCGGGGCGCUUCCUGGUGCUCUUCUUCCCCGAGGACGUUCGGCAGAAAGUUCUGGAGAAAGAGAAACAUGAAUUGGUCUGGCCAGGGAAAGGAACAUUCAAGUUAACAGUUUGGUUGCCCACAGGCCCAGAUGAAACCACAGUCAUUAAGGGGAGAACACCAGCAGAGGAAUCCAAGGUGAAAGAAGAUGUCAAAGAACCAGGUAUAUCAGAAGAACUGGAUACAAAAUUUUCUCUCAGUAAUACACCAGAAAAAAUGGAAGAUAUCCCAAAAGAAUGUGAAAAUAUUUCUUCUUUGGUGGCAUUUGAAAAUCUCCGUACAAAUACGACUGACAUGAUGUUAACCUUACUAGUGGAGAACAUAAGUGGCCUGACCAGUGAUGACUUUCAGGUGGAAGUCAUACGAGAGAUUGAUGUUGCUGUGGUUACCUUUCAAAAACAUACAGAUACCAUGAAGUUUGUUGAUGAUUGUACCAGGCACCAUUCAAUUAAAAAACUUCAGAUUUCUCCAAGACUUCUAGAAAUAACAAAAACAAUCAGGGUUGAAAACCUGCCACCUGGUGUUGAUGACUACCAGUUACAGCUUUUCUUUGAAAAUCCUUUUAAUGGAGGAGGAAGAGUUGCCAGUGUUGAAUGUUUUCCUGAAGAGAGUUCGGCUCUGGUUGAAUUUUGUGACAGAAAAGUGAUGGACACCAUCAUGGACAAGAAACAUAACUUCAAUAAGAUGCCGCUCUCUGUCUUCCCCUACUACCCCUCUUUGGGCACGGCCUUGUAUGGCAAGGAGAAGCCUCUGAUCAAGCUCCCAGCACCAUUCCAAGAGUCACUGGAUCCUGCCUUGUGGAAGUUCUUUCAGAAAGUGAAUCCUCUGAUUGAGGAGAUAAAUGAUGAAAUGAGAGGUUGUCACUGUGAGCUAACCUGGUCCCAAGUCAACAGUAUGGUGACCAUCAGACCUGCAGCCACCCUAGUCAAUCAAAAAAGGCCGAUGAUCAAGACCUGGCAGAAAGAUGCAUCCACAGCACUCUCUGGCAUCAGGUCUAAAUAUAAAGUGACCUCAUUUAAAGUGGACCCAGUAGUGUGGGAUGCCAUAAAAUAUGACUUAGAAGAUGAUAGCAUUUUGAUUGAGUUUGAUACACUUAAGGAGAUUAUUACCUUAGCAGGAAAAUCAGAAGAUGUCCAAAAUAUUGACCUGAAAAUUAAGGAAUUAAUAAAAAGCACCAUGCAAAAAAUUAGAAAGGAAGAGGAAAGUCUGGAGGAAAAGGUGUGCAUCUCUCCAGAAAAGUAUUUUCUUUUGCAACACAGAGGCGUCCUGGAGCAUCUAUGCACAGAGUGCCCAGAGAUGGAAAUUUCUUAUACUGAAGCCACUCGGUUCCUACAUUUGAAAGGCCCCCGUGCAGAUGUGUAUAAAAUAAAGUGUGAAAUCCAGGCAAAGGUGUUUGCCAUGGAUCAGAAAAACAUUCAGGUUUCUCUUGAGGUCUUCAACUUUUUACAGCAGGUAGACUGUAAGGAAUUGUCUAAGCUUCUUUUUAUAGAGAAGAAGAUUCUUGCAACUUAUGAGCUAAAGGGUAAAAGUGUUGUAUUAACCAGCUUUUCUUUUGAAGACCUGGUACAAGCUGAGAAGCAAAUGCUCAGUGCCUUAAAUUAUAAGCGCAUUGAAGUUGAGGACAAGGAAGUUCUCAACAGCAAUAAGUGGAAAAAGAAAAUUCAUGGCUUGCAAAAGAAACACAAUUCCUUCAUAAACAUUGUGGUAACCAAUGAAUUAGCUGCAGGAACUCCGGCUGCGGUGACCAUCACAGGCUGCAUGAGAGAAGUCACUGAAAUCCACAGCUUGCUUUUUGACUUCUUGGAAAAAAACAUGAAAAUAGAGAGAUUGAUUGAGGUGACGCCAACCUUGCUUAUGCACUAUUUAAAGGCAAACAAGAAGGACAUCUUGUCAAAGAUAAAGAAAGUAAAUGUGCAGAUAACUUUCAAGCCUGACAACAAACAAAAAGGCAUUUUGCUAGUUGGCUCCAAGUGUGAAGUGCUGGAAGGUGCCAGCAUCAUUGAGAAAGUGCGGGAUUCAGUCUGUCUUAAAACAUUCCAAAUUGAUAAGCCAGGAGCCAGGCAAUUCUUCCAGGAUAAAGCAAGGUAUUACAAAGGGGAGGUCAAACGGUUGUAUGGCUGCUUCAUUGACCUCCAGGAGAAUGAAGAGCAGGAGGGGGGCAGCGCUGACGGGCACAAGUGCUUCUGUAAGAGGGAUCUGGCCCCUGGCAUCACGCUGAUUGCACAACAGGGUGACUUGACUCAGUUUCCCGUCGAUGUGGUGGUGAAUGCUGCGAAUGAGGAACUUAAGCAUAGUGGUGGUCUUGCUGCUGCUCUCUUAAAAGCAGCUGGCCCAGAGCUGCAAGCAGAAUGUGAUCAGAUAGUGAGUAUAGAAGGCAGGCUUCUACCUGGCAAUGUCACCAUCUCGAAAGCAGGAAAGCUCACUUGCCACCGUGUGAUCCAUGCAGUAGGGCCACGAUGGAAGGCAGACGAGGCACCCAGGUGUGUGUAUCUGUUAAAGAGAGCUGUGGAUAUGAGCCUCUGUUUAGCUGAGAAAUACAAGUACCGGUCCAUAGCCAUCCCAGCUAUUAGUUCUGGAGUCUUUGGCUUUCCCUUAUACCAGUGUACAGAGACCAUUGUUUCAUCCAUCAAGGAAAACUUCCAAUAUAAGCCGGAUGGACGCACCUUGAAAGAGAUUUACCUUGUGGACCCAUCUGAGAAGACUACUGCAGCCUUUGUUGAAGCUAUGAAAACUAUAUUUAAAGAUACCAGACCCAACAGAGCCUCCAAGUCCAAGACCGAAUCCCUGUCCAUCACAUCCUCCUUGGGCCAGAUAGACUCCCUGCCCAGCACAACCUCUUCUCUUUGUUUAACAGCAGAAGUCAAACCUGUAAAAAUGUCACAGAAGCAUUCACAUCUGGUGUCCCCAGGACUGAAGAUGCUGUUGGUGACAGCAGGUGUGCAGAAUGCUAAGACCCAGGUCAUCGUCAAUUCCAUUCCCUCGGAUCUUAGGCUCAACAGAGGGCCCCUUUCUCAGGCCCUCUUGGAAAAAGCAGGACCAAAGCUCCAGAAGGAGUUGGACGCUGCUGGACAAGGAGUCACUGUCAAUGUGGGCACAAUUCUUCAAACCAGUGGUUGUAACCUGCACUGCAGUCAUGUGCUUCAUGUGGUGGCUCCAGAAUGGGGAAAUGACAGCACAUUUUCACGACAGAUCAUGGAAGACAUAAUCAGAGGCUGUUUGGAGAUCACUGAGAAAUUAUCUUUACAAUCAAUUGGAUUUCCAGCAAUAGGAACAGGAAAUCUGGGAUUUCCUAAAUCUUUAUUUGCAGAAUUAAUCAUUUCAGAAGUGUUGAAAUUUAGCAGCAAGAACCAACUGAAAUCUUUACAAGAGGUUCAAUUUUUGGUCCACCCAAAAGAUCAUGAAAAUAUCCAGGUAUUUUCUGAUGAAUUUUCCAGAAGGAAUAAUGGAAAUCUUAGUGAGAAAAUUUCCCAAGUUGAAGACACACAAGGUUUCUAUGGGGCUGUCUCUAACCCUACUUUAGGAGUGUAUGAAAUGAAGAUUGGCCCCAUCCUCUUCAAGGUGGCAUCUGGUGACAUCACCAAAGAAGCAGCAGAUAUAAUUGUAAAUUCAACAUCAAAUACAUUUAACCUCAAAUCAGGAGUCUCCAAAGCAAUUUUAGAAGGUGCAGGACAAAAUGUGGAAAUGGAAUGUGCUCGGCUGGCUCAUCAGGGCAACAAUGAGUAUAUAGUUACUGAAGGUGGAUCACUGAAGUGCAAGAAUAUUAUUCAUGUUCAUGGUGGGAAUAAUGUCAAGAAAUCUGUUUCCUGUGUGUUGCAAGAAUGUGAAAAACGGAAUUACUCAUCCAUUUGCCUCCCAGCUAUUGGGACAGGAAAUGCCAAACAAGACCCAGAUAAGGUUGCUGAAGCCAUAAUUGAUGCCAUUGAAGAAUUUAUCCAGAAAAGAUCAGUUCAGUCUGUUAAAAAAGUUAAAGUUGUUAUCUUUCUGCCCCAAUUACUGGAUGUGUUUUAUGCCAACAUGAAAAAAAAAGAAGAGUCUCAGCCUCCUCCCCAACCAUCUGUGAUGUCUAAAGUGUCCUCCAUUUUGGGUUUUACAAAGCAAUCUCCCGUAAAACAGAAUCCCUUGGUUUUAGAGAAGAAAACAGAAGUGACAACUUUCCAGGUGUGUGGUGAAGAUGUAAACUGUGUUGACAACACUAUCUCCUGGGUACAGGAGCUGAUUAAAAAAGAGCAGUUUUCUUACACCAGUGAAGAUGAAUGUAUCAAACACUUCAGUGAAAAGGAGUCUCAGAAACUGAAUGAGCUGCAGAAGAGGUUAAAUAUUACCAUUUCCCUGGACCAGAAGAGACCUCUGAUUGAAGUUUUGGGACUUAGCAGAGAUGUGAUACAGGCUAGAGAUGAAAUCGAGGAAAUGAUCAAGAGUGUUAGACUGGCCAAAGAAAAGGAAAACCGAGCAGAUUGUAUCAGUGCAUUUAUAGAAUGGCAAUAUAAUGACAAUAACAUUUUUCGCCGUUUUGACAAAAUAACCAGUCUGCAAUUAGAAGAUGCAAGGAGAGCAAAGGACAAGAGCACUGUGGUCAAAAUUAAUAAUCAGGACUACAGAGUGAACUUCAGCACAUAUACUGCUACAGGUCCAAAUGGACACAGCUUCACUGUUCAGCGCCUCACAAAAUCUGAAGUUGAAUUCCCUGCACACUGGAGAGACAUGAAGCAGCAGAAUUUGUGUGUGGUCCAGCUGCUCCCUGCUGAUCCAGAAUACAACACUGUGGCUAGCAAGUUUAAUGAGACCUGUUCAUCUUUUGUCAUAGAAAAGAUUGAAAGGAUCCAGAAUCCAGAUCUCUGGAAUAGCUACCAAGCAAAGAAAAAAACCAUGGAUGCCAAGAAUGGCCACAAAAUGAAUGAGAAGCAACUCUUCCAUGGGACAGAUGCUGGCUCAGUGCCACAUGUCAAUAAAAAUGGCUUCAACCGCAGCUACGCUGGAAAGAAUGCUGUGUGUUAUGGAAAGGGAACCUAUUUUGCUGUAAACGCCAAUUAUUCUGCCAAUGACAUAUACUCCAGACCAGAUGUAAAUGGGAAAAAGCAUAUGUAUUACGUACGUGUGCUCACUGGAGAAUAUGAACGUGGACAUCAGUCAUACAUUGUGCCUCCUGCAAAGGACCCUCAAAAUCCUACUGACCUCUAUGACACUGUCACAGACAACAAGCAAAAUCCUAGUUUAUUUGUGGUAUUUUAUGACUACCAAGCAUACCCAGAAUACCUCAUUACUUUUAGACGCUAACAUUUUCAGUUUCCUCCCCAAAAAGACAUUAUUUGUUUGUACAUAUUUGGUUUUAAGAGGUUUAGCCUUUUUUCUUUCUUCACAGCCUUUUCUAAGAUCAAAAGAUGCUUCUUUUCACUGAAAUCACAGUUACCUGAGUUUCUCUUUUGUAAUGGGAAUUAACCAAUUUUUGAGAAGAGCAAAUAAAUUUGAGCACUUAAAUCAGAUAUCACAGAACAAUGUGUCCACAAGUGUGCACAUCAAAUCUAUGGGGAAAAAAACAGGUUUAUAUUUUCAGGAAGAAGAGAAAGCACAGCCAUGCAAUUCAGCUGCCACUACUGAAAGGAAACAGCUGGAAUUACUUCAGGGUACUGAAGUGCUGUGGAGAACACAGUAUCACAAUGUGGGUAGGGUUGCUAACUUCCUGAAGGUGAGGGUAAUUCAUGAUUUUACCUUUGGUUGAGGUCUGUACCUGAUAUACAAUGGAUGCUCCACAAAUUAGGAAGAGAAAAGCCCAGUCAAACUCCUACCCAAAGCAGGAACUCUCUCUUCAGUACCCUUGACAUCUGUCAUGUUGCCACCAAUUGAACAGAUUCCAUGACAGGGAGCUUCAUUCACAAACAGCCCACGUGUGUGGGCUGGACAGCUCCAGCCAGGGCUCUGGGACUGCAGUGCAUUUGCCCCCUGCACAACCAACUGCUAAGGUGCAGCUUGUGGUCUGGGUGGAUUGUCCCAUGGAACCAUGCAGCACAGAAGCCCUGGCUCUAAUCGCCAGAGGGUUCUUUCUAAUGAACCCAAAUUUGCCUCUGUGUGUCUACUCAUUGGUCUUCAUACUAUACUGUGAAAACAAUGAUGAUGGCUGCUACAUCUUCAGUGGAAACCCUUCAACUGUGCUAAAAUUAAUGAACUGUAAGGUUAUUAAAUAACAUAUUUCCCUUGAUGGCUUAGUUUUUGAUGCUUUUAAAGCCUUAUGUAUAAAUAAACCAAAUAAACUAAGCAAUCGUACUGCUAAUUUGCUAACUCAGUAUUUAAUGGAUGGGAAAGUUGUUCUUUUUCUUAAUUCCUCAGGUAAUGUUCAUGUUCAAACACCAUUUUAUUGAGUACCUAGGUUGUGACAGGCCAUGCAAUAGGUGCUUUUACGUGUAUUAUUUUAUUCCCAAACAGUCCUGUGAGGCAGGAACUAUAUCCACAUUCUAAGACUGAGGAGAAAUGCUCAGAUUGCAAGAAGCUUCCUUGCCUGAGGUCACCUAGGCAAGACCCCUCAUAGCCUGCAAAUGAGUCUUUGUGACUGGGAUAUCAAGCCCUUUGCUGUUCCCCACAGAACACAGUCUCCAAAUUGAUGUCACCUCAGAUGAUCUGUGAAAUCCUCACAUUCCUUUUUUUGUUUUUUCCUUCUGGCUUUGGUUUCUCUUCAUUGGGAAUUCUUUAGGCUAAGAAGCCAGAAUUGAUGCUGCUGAGGAACAAGUACAUAUGACACAUUCUGUCACUAGGGGGUGCUGGGAGGAUUAGGGUGCUCUUGCCUGACCACAAGGAAUAGCACCAGACCUUCAAGUGGAGGAGGGCGAGGGGGCUACCUUUGCUGCUUCAUUGACACAGAGGUCUGUUGAAGCUAUUUGUUUACACGUGGACUAACAAAGACUUCGGAGUAGCUUGCUAGCCAUUGGGAACUGAACUCAGCACUAACAAUGAUGUAAGAAAACGGAAGCCCUGUUCUCAUUUGCUUCUGUUCUCCAGUGGUUUGUUAACUUGGAGCAAGGCUGAACAGCAGAGUAUGUUACACUUAAGAAUAGUGAUCCAAUCAGUAAGCAUUACAGAGUACUGGAAUUCCUAGCCAGAGCAAAUAAGCAAGAAGAAGGAAUAAAAGGAAUACAAAUAGGUAAAGAAACUGUCAAAAUAUCCCUAUUUGC